GCUCUCUCUACCCCCGCCCACCACCCUUCUCUUCAUUGAAUUCGAAGAGAACGAAUGAUCAAGAAGAGAAGCUUUCUUCUCCGUUCUUCCUUAUCGUUUUUGUUAUUCCAGCCCUGAGGUGCCCGAACAUUACCUCAAAUCUAUAUACAACAAGUGCCCCUGUCUACUGCCACGCACGCACUACGUGACAGGGUCAGGCGCGUCCUUGUCAGACUACCGUAACCUGUCUGCAGGCCUUGUCUCCAGAGAACACUACACGCUUCUGUGUUCUACAUUUGCUCCCCCAUACACAAUACUGUGGCUCGCAAGACCUCACACACAUCUAUCCACCUUUAUCUCAACAUGCCGGCCAAGCCAAUCCUCCACCCGUUGCAGACCCCGCGGACGAUGACCUUUCCGUCCGAGCUUCAAACCGACUCAGGAGCCAGUCUAUCAGGGGGAGGAGGGAGGAACACUAGUGAAGACGGUCUUUCAACGCCUAUAACGCCUCCGGCUGCUUACACGGAAUUCCUCAAAGCCCUCACUCCAAUCUUCUCCCCAGCCGAUGGCAAUGGGGCUACUACGCGCUUUGUAUGGGAUAAGGCCACCAAGACGCCGACCUCACAGCCAGCAAGUGCAGUCAGCGGCUCAUUCAGCUUCUCCGAUGCAACCAGACCCGCCACGGCGUCACUACCGCCGCUCACACCUUACGGCACCGUGCCCCCAAGUCGGCGGGACAUGAUGAGCCUCCGUCGUCUGCGUAUUCCUCCCGCUAUGCGAUACUCGCCUACAUUGGAGACACCCCGGAGCGCGAGCUCGCUGUUGUCGCCCUACUCGCCGUCGGAUUGGAAGCUGCGGUACUGGGAUGGACCACGGAGUGCGACCGCUGGCCGAGUGAGCGUGCGGCAUGUGGUGACCCAUACCGUGACAUAUAAGCGGACACAGCUAGAGGAUCCGCCCAAAGGAAAGCGGAGAAAGCAUAGUGAAGAGAAAGAAGAACCGUGAGAGUGGGAGAUGGAGGGAUCUUUGUUUGCCUGAGUUUGGUAGCGCUGGGUUUGGCGUUUGGGAGUUGGGGAGCGGGCUCAACAGUCAAUACGGAUAGGACAUAACAACUAUGAUUUGAAUUUUCUCCAAGACACCAGAAUGCCAGCCAUUCCUGGGAGAUAGAGUCCUUCUUGUGUUGUCCAAUGGACGCGAAUCAGCGAGUAACUCGGAC
Molecule: messenger RNA, 1195 nt
Organism: Aspergillus saccharolyticus JOP 1030-1
Lineage: Eukaryota; Fungi; Ascomycota; Eurotiomycetes; Eurotiales; Aspergillaceae
Exons: 2
Coding region: 343-984 (213 amino acids)
Source: RefSeq, a predicted model, not a curated record